Penicillium daleae is the source of this 1143-nucleotide messenger RNA. RefSeq lists its product as uncharacterized. Bases 1 to 1143 code for a protein of 380 amino acids. The transcript has a single exon. Lineage: Eukaryota; Fungi; Ascomycota; Eurotiomycetes; Eurotiales; Aspergillaceae. The record is from RefSeq and is a predicted model, not a curated record.
AUGCAGGGAAACCAGCUAAUUGCCCUUCUCAUCGGCAUCCUGCUACUCAUCAUCACCAUCGGCUGGUUGGUCUACUGCUGGUAUCGACGACAUGUCAACAUGGGAGUCAUGAUCAGCCAAGCCCGAGCGCGGGUCAGGCGGGAGCGUCGCCAUGCUCAGUGUGAUGUGGAGAGAGGCAGCCACGGUCCUGAUUAUCCCGUUCCCAAAUACACUCACUUCGGAUGGGUACGACCGAAGCUGAGAUAUGCCGACAUCAAGGAGCCGGAAUAUGUGGUACUCCGCCGCUUGAAUGAUGAAGGCAGUCAUUACCGGGCCCAUACUUUAAGAGAGGGCCGUGUCUCUCCAGCACAUGCAGAGACGCGGCGUCCGGGGUACCGCAAGGGAAACACGCGGCCGCAAUCGCCGAACAGAUCCUAUGGACAUCAGCAGGGACAAAAUCAGCAACAGAAACAGUCAAAGAAACAGAAGCAGAAGCAGAAGCAAAAGAAAGGAAAUCAAGGCAACCAAGGCAACCAGAACAACCAAGGGAACCGGAAGAACAACAAAAGAAAGAACAAAAACAACAAAGAAGAGACCCAUGAGCAGCCUCAAGAGAACCAACAGCACGAUGAUAAUCACGGUUAUCAAGAAGGCUACGGAAAUGAUCAAGAAAAUCGCAACUUUCGCCAGCAGGACGUCCAAGACAGCAAUGAAGAGAAUCCCGAUUGGGGUGAGCAGGGUGCCCAACACAAUGACCAAGAAAAUCACGACUCUGGCCAACAGGACGUCCAAUACAACGGUGGAAGCAAUAACGGCUGGGGCCUGCCGGCAGACCGAAGCAACCAAGACAACAAUGGUAGCCAGCAUGGCCAAGGAAAUGACGGCCACAACGACCCUUGGGAUAGCUACAAUGUUCAAAGUCCCCGGGUGUCUGAGAAAAGUGAUGGACACGAUCCAAAGAAGACUGGCCAAAGAGACCACAAUCAAAACAGAUAUGAACAUGGGCGAAGAAACGGCCAGGGAGGUAGUUCACGGGGCAAUGGCUACCAGGACAGGCACUCCUCUAACACACGGGAGAGGAGUAUCCAGACGGGGAGCAGUCGAGGUAAUAGCCCCGUGCGAUCACCAGUCCAUGACAGGCAAUACAACAACUACGAAUGGUGA